CAGACUUCAGGACUUACAUUUAUUCAUGUAUUAGAAUAUGCCCAUAUUGUAAUAUGUCAAUGACUUCAAAUUCGUCAUGAAGGAGAUUGAAAAACUAUCCCUGUUGGAUGACAUUACAGUAAAAGCAACUGAGCUGAAAAAUUUGAAUUAUCAAAGCUUGUGCAGUAUUGUUCAUAAUCAUAAACAACGUCGCAAGUUAUGGAAAAAAGAAAAGAGACGAAGAAAAAGAUUUCUUGCAUAUUUAGACAGAAAAUUAUGUGAAGAAACGUCUUCAAAUGAAUCGGAAGGAAUCGAAGAUAUUCCUAGCAGUAAUGAUAUGCCAGAUGGUCCACUGACGAAUCAUUCAAUUAUUUGUCAUCUGCGGCAGGGUGUUUCAGACAAUAUACCAGAUCCAAAUAAGCUAAAGGGAAUAUUACUCAAUACCACAUCACAGCCUCUGAUACAGAAUACCGAUUCCAUUGUAGAAAAUAUUGGCGUAUUAUCAGAAGGAGUGAAAACUCCCAAAGUAUGUGACAUAAAAAAUACCGUUUCAAUGCAAUUGUCCGAAUCGAACACUUCUCGGAAGGAGGAGCAAUGUUCUGAUAAUGUUUCAAACGUAUCGGAACAACCUGAGAAAAUAGUUAAUGGAGAAGAAUUGGAACGGCCGGAAAAUGAAAAGAAUGAAAUUAAUGAUCUUUUAUCUCUUUUAGAUGAUGAGGUAGAAAAAUGGCAGAAUCCCAUGGCUCCUGAUGAUGUUAAAGCACCAGCCAUAAUAGAACCUGAAAAUUCGUUGUUGGAAGAGAUAAAACCAAUAGAUGACAAUCGUCCUAUUUGUAAUUUCUUUUUAAAAGUUGGUGUAUGCCGCUUUGGAGAUAGAUGCAGCCGUAAGCAUCCUGAUAUUGACAUCUCCGACACAUUACUGUUCCCAAAUAUGUUUCAAACUUUCGCUUUUGAUAUGGAAGAAAGAAACCGAGUUCGACAUGAUGCAGGUGACAUCAUGCUUGAAUAUUCUGAACAAGAUUUGCAGGAAGAAUUUAUUGAUUUUUACGAAGAUAUCAAACCCGAAUUUGAUCAGGUUGGUAAAGUAUUGCAAUUGCUUGUUUGUAGCAAUCGAAGUAAGCAUAUUUGUGGUAAUGUUUACGUGCAAUAUGAAAAUAAAAACAUUGGAAAAAACUGUUUUGAUAAAAUGUUUGGAAGAUUUUAUAAUGGAAAACAAAUAUUCUGUAGAUUUGUGACAAUUUUAUCAUGGUCAAGUGCCAUAUGUGGAAUUCAUCAGAGAAGGGGUUCAUGUCAACGUGGGGGGCAAUGCAACUUCUUACAUGUGUUCAAAAUUGGUGAAAAACAAUUUUCACAUAGAAAUAGGCUUUCAAGGUAUAAUAACAAUCACAAUCGUACGUAUAUACCGUAUGGUAAGAGCAGGAAACAAAGUCAUUCUCAUGAUAAAGGAACAAGGAGACAUUUUUACAGUAGAAGUCGAUCUCGGUCAUAUUCUUCUGAAUCAGACAAAGAAGCAAAGCGUAGAAAAAGAAAAUAUUCCAAGGAUUCUAAUGACGAUAAAUAUCCUUCAACCAAACAUCAUCAUCGGCAACGUGAAUCAUCACCAGUGAGGAAAGAUGAUAAAAAGCGUUCAUCUUCAAGACGGAGAAAUUAUCAUAAUAGAAACACAAGGUCACCUGAUAAAAAUAAUGUCAAUAAUUAUAAUGCAAAAUCUUCUGUAAUUGAUAUUCAAAACCAUAACGAUUCUCACAAAUCACCUGAUAACAAGAUCAAGAAGUCACAUAAGAAAUCAAAAUCAAAACAUAAAAAGGCUAAAAAUAAAAAGAAGAAAUCAAAGAAAAAGAAAGAGCACAAAGACUCUGAUGAUGAAUAAACAGAGUUACAACUGAAAAGUGCUUGGAUUAUGUUAUCUGCCUAAUCAACUUCACGACAAUCAACAGAUAUUGGAUGCAGGCGCACCCAGUCAAUCUAAUUGUAAGUCUUUUAUUAUUAAAUCAUGAUCAUUUCUGUUUGUUUUUCUUCAAUUUUUUAGA
Styela clava is the source of this 2009-nucleotide messenger RNA. The record is from RefSeq and is a predicted model, not a curated record. NCBI's taxonomy places the organism in Eukaryota, Metazoa, Chordata, Ascidiacea, Stolidobranchia, Styelidae.